GAAUUUCUGUGCUGGGAAGCAUAUAAAUAGCAGUAGCGACCGUGCCCAUAUACAUAGAUCAUACUGGUCGGAUUAUAUAGCACCAAUCUGUCACGUACGUACGUUCCUUGGUACGGUUGGUUCUUCUAAACCUAGUAAGAGGUAGUGGGAUUAAGUAAGAACAGGUGGUGAGCAUGUCGAGGUCGAGGGAUCCGCUCAUCGUCGGGGGGAUCGUUGGCGACGUCGUCGACUACUUCGACGCAUCGGCGCGGCUGAGGGUGUUGUAUGGCAACCGCGAGAUCACGGUUGGGUCCGAGCUGAGGCCGUCGCAGGUGGCAAACCAGCCCACGGUGCACAUCACUGGAAGAGCGGGAUCACUCUACACGCUUGUGAUGGUAGACCCUGAUGUACCUGGACCAAGUGACCCUUCCGAACGGGAGUACCUCCAUUGGGUUGUCACGGACAUACCAGAAGGAGGUGACGUGGUCCGUGGCACUGAGGUGGUGGCGUACGAGAAGCCUCAGCCGAGGACGGGGAUCCACCGUUUGACAUUCGUGGUGUUCCGGCAUGCAGCGCAGGUGGACAUGGAUGCACCAGGUGGGCGCUCCAACUUCGUCACGAGGGACUUGGCCGAGUGCUACAAACUCGGUGCUCCGGUCGCCGCCGCCUACUUCAACUGCCAGAGGGAGGGUAGCUGCGGUGGCCGGAGGUGGCAGUGGUGAAGCAAGUUGGCUAUAACUAUGACACGUACGCACCAUCCAGUGGGAUGUGUCGCACAAAAUAAAUGAAUAAAGAAAAUAUGUGUAGGCUAGCAAGGUCCUUGCGUGCUGGCUAAUUGGCUAUCUCGAUUGGCCCUGCUUUUGGCCGAACAUAUGUGGUGCCUCGUAAUUGUAACUCAAUAAAUCUUGAAUAAAACUCCCUUUACCCCGCAAAAAUAAUAAUCGUGCAA
Molecule: messenger RNA, 928 nt
Organism: Triticum aestivum (bread wheat)
Lineage: Eukaryota; Viridiplantae; Streptophyta; Magnoliopsida; Poales; Poaceae
Product: protein FLOWERING proteinUS T
Exons: 4
Coding region: 174-701 (175 amino acids)
Source: RefSeq, a predicted model, not a curated record